Colletotrichum siamense is the source of this 963-nucleotide messenger RNA. It is a transcript of the gene BOT2-0, whose product is annotated as Presilphiperfolan-8-beta-ol synthase. The coding region runs from base 1 to 963 and encodes 320 amino acids. The transcript has 7 exons. Lineage: Eukaryota; Fungi; Ascomycota; Sordariomycetes; Glomerellales; Glomerellaceae. The record is from RefSeq and is a predicted model, not a curated record.
AUGUCCACAAAGCUUGUUGUCAAUCCCAACUACUUUGAGGUAAAAGCUGUCGGAGACGAAUGGAUUGCAAGUGUCAUGAAGUACAACAAGGCGGAAGCAGCAAAGAACUCCAAAGUUGAUCUGUGUUUCCUGGCAUCAAUUUGGUCACCAAUCGCCUCAGAACACCGCCUGAAAAUCAUGUUAGAUUGGCAUCACUGGGUGUUCCUUUUCGACGAUCAGUUUGAUGAAGGACACCUCAGAGAGGACCCGGCCGCUGCUGCUGAGGAGAUCAUUCAAAACAUAGCCAUCAUGGGCGGUGAUGCGCCUCGCUACACUGCUGAUUCUAAUCCCAUUCGAUAUGUGUUUCAGAGAUGCUGGGACGCCAUCAGCGAAGUAUCUAGUCUAGAGAUGCAAAACCGAUGGAUUGAUCAACACAAGCGCUACUUUGGACAACUCCUCGUGCAGGUCGACCAGCAAGUCAGCGGCCUAAACUUCACACGCGACGUAGAUGAGUACAUGAACAUGCGCAGAGGUACAAUUGGCGUGUACCCAGCCAUCAACCUCACCGAGUACGGCUCAAACAUCAACUUGCCACAGCACGUGUACGAGCAUCCAAGCCUGCAGGAAUGCAUGACUGUCUCGGCAGACCUGGUGAUAUUGGUGAAUGACGUCUUGUCUUACCGCAAAGACCUGGCAUUAGGCGUAGACCACAACUUGAUUUCGCUACUCAUGGAGAAAGAUGGUCUCAGUAUCCAACAGGCAAUGGACGAAAUUGGUAAUAUGGUCAACCAAUGUUACCGAAGAUGGUAUCUUGCUCUGGCAGAGCUGCCAUCCUAUGGAGAGAAAAUCGACCGCGAAGCUAUGAGAUUCGUGGAGGUUUGCAGGGCGUUGGCGCAAGGGAAUCUCUUCAAAACAGGUCGUUACUUAGGCCGCGAGGGCCAUGCCGUCCACGAAACAGGCAUCAUGCAUCUUCCACCCGCAUAG